Colletotrichum phormii is the source of this 492-nucleotide messenger RNA. RefSeq lists its product as uncharacterized. The transcript has 2 exons. The record is from RefSeq and is a predicted model, not a curated record. NCBI's taxonomy places the organism in Eukaryota, Fungi, Ascomycota, Sordariomycetes, Glomerellales, Glomerellaceae. The coding region runs from base 1 to 492 and encodes 163 amino acids.
AUGAUGCCACCGUUUGCUGCACCAAGCGUCAGCAAUGAUGACUUGGUAGCAUUUUUCGAGACUCAUUUUUCUGGUGCGGCAGUCCGCGAUUUCCAAGCUGAUUUUUUGAAUCCAAAUUAUCAGCCGGACGCUGCAAUCACCAACGCCUCAGUCCAAGAGAAUGGCGACGUCUUCGAGGAAGACGAUCUCGGCUACUAUAACGACGGCGUCAAACGCACACUCACUGACGACCAAAUCGCCAUGUUCCGCCACUCCGAGCUCGAAACCAUCAAGAGAGAGCAGGAGCGACGUUCAACGGCAGUACGCCAGGCAGGUGAGACUGGCGAGGAUGGCAACCUCACGGUUGCCGAGUCAUCUCGCCCGCCGGGCAAAUCUGCUAAGAACAAGAAGAAAAAACGGGGGAAGGGCAAGGGUCAAGAGCCCAAGCCCGACCUCCGCAAACGCACAUGGGAUGUCGUCGAGUCGGGGCUUGACACCCUCGACUACGAUUGA